Molecule: messenger RNA, 438 nt
Organism: Symbiodinium necroappetens
Lineage: Eukaryota; Dinophyceae; Suessiales; Symbiodiniaceae
Source: the annotation of a GenBank genome assembly
AUGCCCGGUGUCAACUGGGAGAAGUUGUUUCACGAGCUGGACAUCCCGAUCGUGUAUGCGCGAGAGGUGCUGGACAAGUACCGAAUGAUGUCAGCAUCGCAGGAGCCGGGAGUGGACCUUUACGUCCAGUGCAAGCGGAAGGCCAUGAGCCAGGCUUUGAAGCAGCUGGCAGGCAGCGCCCGGUCCUCUGAGAUCGUUUUUGUCUCCGUGGGCGACUCCCAAGUUGAGGCUGAGGCUGCGACUGAUCUGGUCUGGUGUCGUGAUCAAGGUAUCCAGCAUCGGAUCAUCAAGUUGCAGGACGAACCCACCAUCGAGGAUCUGACGAACCAGCUGCAAGAGCUCCAGGAAGUCCUCCCCAGAGUGUGCGGAGUUGAAGGCGACAGACGGUUUGAGCUAGCGAGCGCAAGGUCUGAGCUCGAGGCGCUUGGCGCCGCGUAG